Molecule: messenger RNA, 2202 nt
Organism: Durusdinium trenchii
Lineage: Eukaryota; Dinophyceae; Suessiales; Symbiodiniaceae
Source: the annotation of a GenBank genome assembly
AUGGCAUACCUGUUCAUUUGCGGCAUCCAAAGCGCAUCCCGCUUGCUGUUCAUCAUUUGGAACUUUAACGAGGACUUCUCAGGUGGCUUCCAGAUCGCAGCCAAGCGCAUCGGAAUGCUGGAAAGCUUCCGCGCAGGCAUUGCGUGGCUUUCGGUUACCUGCAGCUACCAGGGAUGGGACAUAAUCAAUAAGCAGGCAGUGCUGUUUGUCUCCUUGGUGACCUUGUUACUCCUCUUCAAGGCGCCUCAUUGCUAUUCCGCCUAUGUCUUGCCCAAAUCCAGCUUCCUCGAGGCUCUUCCAUCGCAGAAGACAUUCAUCCUGCUCAUGAUGUCCGAGAUGAUGAACUUCUUGGCCAUUUAUCCCUCGAUGAACUUCGAGCAUUGGUGGACCUUGAACGGCUGGAGCCCCACGGAGAUCGCCGGCUUUGCACUCUGCGUGGCGCUCCUGAGCCCGCUCGUGGUGUCCUUGGCCUUCUACGCCCUGCAGAGGAGAGCCCUUUGGGGUCCAUGGGUCACACGGGAUUUCACUUGCCUACUUCCACCUGGAGCAUUGCUGCGGGCCUUGGCACUUUGGGACUUGGGGUUCUUGAACCACCGAAGUCCAAGCUUUGUUGUGGCCAUCAUCGCAUCAGUGAUCGUGGAUGUGGCGCGGAACGCCACGGUGUGGUGUUCCAUCUUGGGCAUCCUGGGGAACAAGUGGUAUGCACUCAAGGGUGGCUAUUUGUGCAUGAUGGUGGUCACCAUGAGCUCGGCGCUGUCGCCCUACGUCACCGAUCGCCUCUCCGAGCUCUUCACCGGCGUGUCCUUGCUCAAGUCCUUCGACACCUUGCAGAUCUCCGGGUCUUCCGGAAGAUCCAUGGGACAGGCCAUCGCAUGGUCAGUGAUGCCACUCUCUGCUGGUGCCUACUUCUUCCAGCUCUUGGCGAUGCGAUACUUCAACUCUGACACUCUCAGCUACAAGGGGCACGGCGCCUGGACGGCGGAUGGCGUCGCCUUCGGCACGGAGGUGACCGCGGUGCGGAUCUCGGUGAAGGACAUGAAGAGGAAGCGCAGCAGAGCCAAAUUGCUAUGGAACAAUGAUAGUUUUGAUGUCUUCGGAGUGAACAGCAUCUUCCGAGUCUUUACCAACAAGUCACAGCUGUUCCUCGUCGAUAACGGGGUGUGGCCCAUUACGCAGGCUGCGGAAGAUGGGCAAACACUGGCAACAGCGGAGAACAAAUGUGCCAUCCUGGUCCAUUUGGUGCUGAAGACCUUCACCUUCGUGGCGCCAGGCGUCCCAACGCGUGGAGGGCAGCGAACUGACUUGCAGCCGCGCGUGCUGCUGCGAGCAGAGGAGAGUGAGCCGGAGCCAAAGGGAGACGAUGGGAAAGCGCUGGACGGUUCCUCUCCCGUGGGCCUGGUGGGUCAACUGGUGCUGAGCAUCGCGGUCUUGCCCUACGUGGCUUUGGCCAUCUACAGCUCCCUGCAGCUGGCCACCACGGGACAGGCCUUUGAACCCUUCCUUCAGAACAACGCCUUGACAACUACCGGAGUGGUGGGCAUCGGAGAAGGCGUUUCCGUGGUGGUGGUCUUUGGAAUGGUGCUGUGGUCGGUCCUCUCCUUCGUCUUCCGUCUCGGCUUGGGCUUGCCGGAAGGACCCUUAAACAUUCUGGGGCUCACGCAGUUCCUCUCAUAUGUGGCGGCCGCGCUUUUUGCUGGAGCCACCUUCUUGAACGGUCUGGGGGAGGAGAAUCCCGUGAAGGGGAUCUCCUUUAAAACCUUGACUUCUUCGCCCGAGAAGCUCAAUGUGGUGGCGGCGAAAGGAGCCAAGCUGUUGGACAAAGCGGAGAAGGAGGUGGAGAAGAUCACAGCAGAGCCCCGAGCGCAAUUGGAGGAGAAGCUGAAGGAAGUCGAGGAGCAAGCAUCUACUGAAUUCUCUAAAAGCCCUGUGGCCAAAUACACACCGGAUGUAAAGAUUCCUGGUGUGACGAUGCCGGACGUCAAAGUGCCCAAUAUGCCCGACAUCAAGUUGCCAGACAUCAAAACACCGGAGUUCAAAGCGCCGGACGUCAAAAUGCCCACCUUCAAUAUGCCGACCUUCAAGAUGCCGGAAUUGAAGCUGCCGGAACGCAAGGCCCCACCAGGGAAAGAAGCCGCACCGACUGAAGCAGCAGAGGAGGUGGCAGAGACAUCAAAGGAGGCCAGCAGCGACUUGUUCGAUUGA